AAAUCCAUUAAAGUAGGCAAGUAGCCCAUUGAGCGGGAAAAAAAGAAAAAGUAAAACAAUUGAAAGGGAGAAAAAGUUUCAAGUGUCACAUGGAAAAGUACAGUAUCUUUUAAAAUUAAAACCUAGUGUAAAAUGGAGUAGCAUUCAGCAGUGCUCAAUCAAAUGGAGGUCAAAUAAGGAGCUAGUAAUUUGCUAAUGAACUGAGCCUUCACAAACUAACUGCUUUAUGAUGGCUAACGAGCAAGAAACCAAGGUUCUCUUGAAGCUUUGGGUGGAUGAAACGAGAAAUAAAGUAGUUGCAGCUGAAUCUAAAGUAGAUUUUAUGGACAUACUCGUUAGCGUUCUCACUUUACCACUGGGAACGAUAAUAAGACUCACUAAAGCAGAAGCAGGAGCUCUUGGUUGCAUGAAGAACUUGUACCAAAGUGUUGAAAAGCUUGGUGAGGAAAAUCUGUACACAGAGUAUUGCAAAACCAUGCUGCUAAAUCCAAGAAAUGCCUAUGCAAAGUAUUGCAUGAAGUUGAAAGUUAACGUGGACAAUUCAGGCUCUGAUAAGUAUUAUCAGUGCUCAGGUUGCUGUCGUAAGAGCUAUUACACGAAUGUUAAGUGCCUGUGUGGAGGAAUGAUUAAUAAAGAGAAGUUCUUGAAAGAUUCAGUUGAAAAUACCUGUCUUAAUGAGCAUGCAUUUCUCAAAGGAGGGAUAUCGUUUCUGAUCACUGACGAUUUGCAAUUCAAGUGUGCUUCUCCAAGCUCUCUAGUUCAGAUGCUUUCUAAUGUUGGUCUGAGUGACAUUAAUCAGAUUAAGGAAAUGCGUGUAGAAGUCGGAAAGAAUGAGGCAAUUCAUCUACUUGCAUGUUCACUGAUCUCAAAGACUCCCUUGUCAGAUGUGUUUCUUCCCCAGGAAAAACAAAAAAGAGCAAGAUUAUAUGCCAUUACAAUGCCUGAGUUUGGAAAUUUUUCAUCCAUCUCUAAAAAUGCAACAAGUAGUAUCACCAAGAAAUUAGAGCUGAAGCUAACAGUAAGCAAGACUACAAACAUGGUCUUGUGUGCAGAGGCUGGGAAUGAAUUCAUUGAUUUUCUCUUCAACUUCUUGACCAUUCCGAUAGGAUCAAUUGAAGAUGCUCUAAAAGGGAGUUCUGGUUUGGAAUCCAUAGAUAACCUGUACAAAAGUGUGGAGGCGUUAGAUUCAAAAUGGUUCAAUACGUAUCCGAAUAACAAUGGUCAUGGAGGUGUGGAGAAUCAUAGUUUUUAGAAGAUAUUACUAAAGCCUAGUAUUGCCCUUUAUCAUAAAUCUGAGAAUCAGCUGCUGCAAAUUUCUGAAUCUGCAGAAACUCAAUUUUUUGACCCGAGGGAACCUGUAAGGAGUAAAUACCCUCGGAAGUUUGGAAAGUUUUCUAAGGCACCAUCCGUUUUCUAUGUUAUGGACAAUUUGGAAGUGAGACCUUUGUCUUCUGCACCAACUAUGUGCUUACUCCAAGAGCUAAAUGUGCCUAUGUAUGAUGUUGAAGAGCAAGUGAUCAGUGUUGGCGAGUCAGAAGCAUUAAGUUUGCUGAAGGCCUCUUUAAUGUCAUCUUUAUCAGCUUUGACAGUGGGCCUAAAUCACACGUUGAAGAAGCCUAUCAACGAAGAUGUGAAGUGCAACUUAAGAUUUUCUCAGGCUGGUUAGCAACUCACUUACCCUAGCUAUUGUUAUUAACCUCAAAACUUGGUCUCCCAGUACUUCAAAAACGUAUUGCAGACUUGAGUGUUUGCUGAUUGAAUCAGUUAUGGAUCACUGUUUUGUAGUUCUAUUAAUCUAUUAGUUAAGAUGUUUUUCAA
Capsicum annuum is the source of this 1818-nucleotide messenger RNA. RefSeq lists its product as uncharacterized. NCBI's taxonomy places the organism in Eukaryota, Viridiplantae, Streptophyta, Magnoliopsida, Solanales, Solanaceae. The coding region runs from base 227 to 1252 and encodes 341 amino acids. The record is from RefSeq and is a predicted model, not a curated record. The transcript has 3 exons.